GUUGAAGAAUAUAAGAAAGAUCCUGCUAUGUCUUCAACUACAAGUGUUAAUGAAGACAUCCUCACAAAAGUCCUUGGUCUUGAAAAAAAUACAUACAUGAGAGCUUUUGGAAGAGGAGUUACUCGGUCAAAGUUGCAAAUUGUGUCAGAAAGAGAUGACCAUCUGAUGAAGAUAGAAGGUCAAUGCAAAGAUUUGAAAGACAAAAUGCAACACAUGGAGCAACUCAUUGUUUCUUUAAUGAAAAAUCAAAAUACAUCCACUCAGAGUGAGGAGCAAUCAAAUGUCAAUGUUCAAUCAAAUUCUCAUGUUCAUUCCACUCAGAUUUUAUACAAAACUUGA
Molecule: messenger RNA, 339 nt
Organism: Humulus lupulus (European hop)
Lineage: Eukaryota; Viridiplantae; Streptophyta; Magnoliopsida; Rosales; Cannabaceae
Exons: 3
Coding region: 28-339 (103 amino acids)
Source: RefSeq, a predicted model, not a curated record